Molecule: messenger RNA, 3294 nt
Organism: Morone saxatilis (striped sea-bass)
Lineage: Eukaryota; Metazoa; Chordata; Actinopteri; Moronidae
Gene: dlgap3
Product: discs, large (Drosophila) homolog-associated protein 3
Exons: 11
Coding region: 1-3294 (1097 amino acids)
Biological process (GO): signaling
Cellular component (GO): postsynaptic specialization; glutamatergic synapse
Molecular function (GO): molecular adaptor activity
Source: RefSeq, a predicted model, not a curated record
AUGUCCCAGCAUUCCUCCGGUGGUGGCGGAGGAGGCCCCUGCCACUGUGCGCCUGAGGACUGUGACGGCCCGGGCAGAGAGUACUACCAGGGUCACAGCGAUGGCCACUAUUACCCUCCAGGAGGUCCAGCUGAUGCCCUGGCACUGGAGAGACACCAUUCCCACUCCCACUCCCACUCCCAUAGCCACUCUGGAGGGGGAACCUUCCCCCGCUCUCACCCCAGCCAGCACCCACCUCUCCAGUCGUUUGACUCUUGCGAGGAGUGCCUGUCCUCUGGCCACGGAGGGAAGAUGCAUCGCAUUCCCCCGAACCUGAUAGACCAGUUUGAAAAGCAGGUGCCCUUUCAUCCUGAUGGCUUCCACACACUGCAGUACCAGCGCACCACAAGUGGGGGUGCUGAACAGCGCAGCGAGAGCCCCUCACGUAUCCGCCAUCUGGUCAACUCUGUGCAGCGCCUCUUUGCCAAGUCCCAUUCCCUCGAGGCACCUUCCAAACGGGAGUACAACGGCACGAGAGGCGGGGACUACCGUAGCGAGAGAGGAGGAGGCCACAGGAGUGGAGGGGAGGAUGGAGGAGGCCACUACUCAGGCCACCAGCCUCGCUCUACCAGGAGGAGCAAGUCUCGAGAGCGUAGCAAGAGUGGAGACUCAAGACAUGAGUCGGGCAGACGCCACCGCAGCAGGACAGCAGGCUGGUGGAGCUCUGACGACAACCUGGACAGCGACAGCAGCUUCAUGGUCAGCGGGGGCAGACGGGGGUAUCCCAGUGGACACGAGAGCCUGGACGCAGCCAUUCAGGAGCUCACCAUGAAGAGGCCCAAGGAGCGUGGUGGUGGGCCGGCGCCUGGGGAGUGCAUGGCCUGUACCACCAUGGCUCUGACUGGGAAUGAAGGAGGGGGACACCACGGGCACCACGGCCACUCCCUGAAAAGGAGCACCUGGUCAGCCAUGACAGUUAGUCAGGCCAGGGAGGUGUACCCUUCCACCAGGGGAGGGGGCUACGACAAAGCCCUUGUUCCCGUGGAGAGUAAGCUGAAGGAGAGGACCUUCCACUACCUGCAGGUCCCGUCAGAAGACUGGGGAGGUGGAUAUGGCGGCGGUGCAGCCGAUAGCGGAGGGGAGAUCCCAUGCCGUCGCAUGCGGAGCGGCAGCUACAUCAAGGCCAUGGGUGACGAUGACAGUGCUGACUCAGACACCAGCCCCAAAGCCUCACCGAAGUCCACCCUGAUCGCCCAGAGGGAUGCCUUUAGGCGAUCUAUCAGCAUGGAUCAAAGGUACUCAUGUAAGCAGUGUACAGACUCCUACCCCAAUAGCCGAACUACACCCAAAACCCACACCCGCUCUCGUAGUUACACCCGCUCUCUGACCAGCUCACAGCUGGGAGACACGUUGAACCGCCAAUUUGAGGCGGUGUGUGAGACCAUGUUCGGAGAGGUGGAGUCUCAAGCCGUCGAGGCCCUAGAUCUUCCAGGUGUGUUCCGCACUCGCAGCCACAGCUACGUCCGCGCCAUCCAGGCCGGCUGCUCCCAGGACGAUGACUGCCUCUCCGUCUUCUCCAUGUCGGGUCCCCAGGGUAGCAUCAAGGGUGGGGCCGUCUUUCCUUAUCGUAAAGGUGCUCCUCCCCCACUCCCACCUCGCAUGUCCAAAUCUUCACUCUCGGUGCGAGCCCAGAGCAGCACUGAGUCCACCCAGGAUGCCUACUUCCAGAACAGCGGACAGUUGGCCUCAAGCUCGGGCCCCGGGCGCCCCAAGCAGCACAGCAACUCCGUGGACCUGGGUAGCUCUGACGGCCCCUCGGGUCGCUCCUCCAGAGGUGGUUACUACACUGCCACAGGCCCUGGACGUUCCCGGCAGCACAGUAACUCGGCAGAAAGCCUAGAUGGAGCAAGGGGUUCGCGGGAGCUGGUGCCAUACGGAGGGGGUCCGGGAGUUGGGGUGAGGGCCAAACACAGCAGCUCAGCUGACAGUCUGCUGGAGGGGCCACCGAGACCAGCCAGGGAGAGGGACAGCAGGGUUGGGGGCAGCCUGGGGAAGUCAGUAUCCCUGCCUCAGAACAGCAUAGUGCUGAGUAAAGCUGGGGGGCAGGACGAAGGACGUGUUGGGAGAAAGUGGAGGCCAUCCAUAGCUGUUCAGGUGGACAGCUCGGAGACUCUGUCAGAUUCAGACGCAGAGGGCAAGGCUCUGACAGAGGUCCACUCUAUAGGAGUCCAAGUAGAAGAUGACAAAAGGCGAGCUCGUUUCAAGCGGUCCAAUAGCGUGACAGCAAGCGUGCAGGCCGACCUGGACCCCGAGGGCUUCCCGGCACUCAGCAUUGCUGUGCCAACACAGGACAAGAGUCUCCAGUUCGGCUGCUCCUUCCAACGGCACUCAUCAGAGCCGGAGUCCGCCAGCCAGUACACAGAGUGCCACCGCACAGUCCACACACAGGGACAAUGGGCCUACAGAGAGGACUUUAUCCAGAGUGGCUAUACCACUGAACCCUGCCCGGCAGACCCACGGCCCCACCAGCACCCACACCUGCCUCCACGUUCCCACUCCCCUCUGCCCAUUACUGAGAGAGCCUGGGCCGGUACGCCGUCCCUAGAGGGCCCCCGCAGCCUGCCCGACUCAGGUCGAGCCUCUCCCUGCAUGAGAGACGGAGAGUUCUUCUUACGCCUCCUGCAGACGGAGGUGGAGAGGAUGGAGGGCUGGUGCCAGAACAUGGAGAGAGAGGCUGAGGAGAACGAACUGCCAGAGGAGAUUCUUGAGCUGAUUCGAAAUGCAGUUGGCAGUGCCCAGAUGCUCAUGUCUCAGAAAGUUCAGCAGUUCUUCCGCCUCUGCCAACAAAGUGUGGACCCAUCAGCAUACCCCCAGCCCACCUCUCAGGACCUGGCAGGCUUUUGGGACCUGCUCCAGCUCAACAUAGAGGACGUCAGGGUCAAGUUUCAGGACCUCCAGAGGCUGAAGGACUCUAAUUGGAGGCUCCCACCUGAAAAGAAGGAGGAUAAGAAGCUUCCUCCUCCCUUACCAAAGAAGCCAGCAGGCGGGGUGAGUGGCAGCCUCCGUGCUGAUAGUGGCGGGGAUGGGGGCGCCGGAGGUGGAGGAGGUGGGUCGGGGGGCCUGGUGGUGCCUCGCCUGGGUGGACAUACCCUACCCAUCAGGGAGAAGUCCCUGGACCUCGGGGACCGUCAGAGGACAGAAGCGAGGAGGAGGCUGCUGCAGACCAAGCGUGCUGCCUCUUUCAGGCAGAACUCGGCCACAGAGAGCGCCGACAGCAUCGAGAUCUACAUCCCCGAAGCCCAGACUCGACUCUGA